UUUUGUGACAAUCCUUAUGAAAUUUUGAAUGUGACGUCAUAUUUUAUGUCAGUUACAUAUCAAAGCCAAAUCUAUCAUGUUAAUAUAUCAAAGGAACCUUUAGUGUGUCAUUUUCUCAACCUACAAAUGCUAACUGUUGUGCUGCCAGACAGGGAGCUACUUCUGCAAUAAAACAUUCCUUAAGUUAUAAUCCAAGUUAGAAGACAUUUUUUAUAACAACCUUUCACUCAAUUUGUAGUAGCAGUUUAAAAUGGAUCCAAACGUGCACUUAAUAAGGCCAACCCAAACCAAUCGCCUCUUCACUGGACACUUGCUGACCUCUGGAUCCUCCACGUACCAGGUGCAGAAGUACCUUGGUCAGGGCUCCUUUGGGACAGUUGCAAAAUGCUUAAGAGUAAACGAUGGAGAAACUGUGGCUAUCAAAAUAAUGAAGUCUAAACACUCAUGGAAAGUAAAAGGAGAGGUGGCUAUCCUGAGGAAACUAAAAUCGCUGGACCCAGUAAGAUCCAACCUGGUUCACUGGUACCAAAUCUUUACAGAUAGAGGUCACAUUUGCCUGGAGUUUGAGCAUCUUGACAAGAGUCUGUUUGACUUUAUGAGAGAGCGUAAAUUUCAACCUCUUCCUUUGAAGGAUAUCAGACCAAUUGUCCAGCAGCUCGCCAAUGCACUCAACCACUUGAAGGCUGCCAGAAUAAUUCACGCAGACCUCAAGUUGGAGAACGUGAUGUUGGUCAACCAACAGCUGGAGCCCUAUAGGGUCAAAGUGAUUGACUUUGGUCUGGCCACCAGUGUUCGGUUUGCCAAAGUGGGGGCAUACAUUCAGACCCGUCCUUUCCGGUCUCCAGAGGUUCUUUUAGGCCUCCCUCUUACAGAGGCCAUAGACAUGUGGUCUCUGGGUUGCAUGGUGGCUUUCAUGUACCUCGGUACAGAGCUCUACAAUGGCAACAAUGAAUAUGAAAUGAUCAGGAACAUUAUGAAGACCCAAGGUCAGCUCCCACACAGCAUGCUCUGCUGUGGCAGAAAAACUCACUUAUAUUUCCAAAGGGACAAAACCUCUGCCAACUCUGUUUGGAAACUCAAGGGUCCAGAACAUGUCAAAAGAGCCAAAAGAAUGAAACCAUUUGAGAACAGAAGGUCGGAGCUAACCUCACUGGACGACCUCCAUUAUAAACACAUCAUCAGCAGUGACAACGAAACCGAUCGUGAUGCAGAGCGGAAAGAUGCGCAGAUGUUUGUGGACAUAAUGAAGGAGAUGCUCCAGCUCGACACGGACAAAAGAAUAACUCCUUCCCAGCUGAUGCAGCAUCACUUCACCAGGAUGUUGCACAUUAUUGACAUGUACCCCAGGAGCAAGUAUGUUAGGUGUUGCUCCAGUAUGAUGAACAUCUGCCAAAACAGCAAAGGGCAGGUUAGAUCAACACAGCGUCCUCCCUGCAGAACUGGUAACCCAGAUCAGCACCACUGUGGCAACCCACGUGCCUGCACAAGUUCCGAAACUACACACAGGUCACACAGAUGUGUAACCGGUAAGGCAGUAGACACAAGGAAGGCAAAAAACACUGACAAUGUGGUGAAGACCCACUCGGGCAUGACUGCCACUGAAGCCAGGAGCCACCCAGGCAUGACUGACUCUGCAGACUGGAGUCAGCCUUCCAUGCCUGAUGCAGCUUUGUGGAGUCACUUGGAUGUGGCCCACCGACCCAAAGAACAUCAAGCCAGAGGCACUCAUCUUGUAAAGGAGAGGAUAGCUGAAUAUUAUGAUGCAAAGCAUGUGAUUGAGGGAAACAAAAGCAGCGGUGACAACAACAGCAGGCGUUCCCAUGGAAGCACCUCCGGACCAUCCACCUCAGGCUAUAGCAGAACCAUUCAGAGAUCUGUUCCACCUUGGGUAAAGAGGAAGACGAGUCACAGUGAAGACCGUGACUUUGGUUACAACACAAAAUCAGAUCAUGACAGACAUAGGACUAGAAUCUACCCAGGAGACAGAUCCACCUGCCAUAGCAGCCACAGCUCGGUCCACAAUGACCCUGAUCAGUCUGAUCAUAGGAACAAGAGACACGUGCGGUCAACUAUGAAACAUCACUGGUAUAAUAGAAAGAGGCUUCACAGAGGUACUGCAGGUACCUCUGUGAAGUCACAGACAUCUGCUGAAGCAGUAGAAGGUGGAUGAAUGAACAGAUUCUUAGAGCAAUCAUCCAUAGCAAUUUCUGAUACAGACAUACCCCACUGGAGGCACCACAAAGAUAUUUAUAAAAUGCAUUAUCCUGCUAGAAUAAAUAUUAUACCCUGAUAACGAUAUGGACCAUAUGUAAGAAUUCAAAAUAAACCUAAUUUCCUUGAAAAACGUUAUUUAACAACAUGAAGCCACAAACCUUUUCCAGUGGUCCACAACCUUUUAAGCACCACGUACCAGUUUUAUGCAAUGCAAUUUUUCCACGGACCAGACCAGCCAAGGUAUACAAAAGACAGUUUAUGGGUUUUAAAGAAAUAGUUCAGUUUUCUGGCGUGUAUUCAAUAAACUGAGACCGAGGAAGUUAUUUAAAAUGACAGAGUUUUUAAUAAGGGAUGUUGUCUUUCUGCGAAAAACAAUUCGGUUUCAUAUGUGGUGAAAGCAACAAGUGGGCUUUCAGAUAACACAGGGCUGUCAGAGACUGUUUAUACCUGUUUUGGUUUAUAAUUAACCUGUUCACACAUGUGUUAAAUCCACUCAUUAAAACAAGCAGCAUUGAUACCAUGAAGUGGUUAAUCAUCUGCAGGCCAGUUGGGACCAUUUAUGUAAUUGCGGCCAUAAAUAUUAAACUAAAUGUUUGCGCUGAACGGUGGAACAACAGUAAAAUAAUCCACACAACAAAACGAGCCUGCGGAAGCCACGACUAUGGGCGGUCGGUCACACAGCUUCGAACCGUCCGCCCCUAGGACCCACGAUACCACGAAGGUUAAAUGUUUUCAGCGAUUUAGUACGCGUAGCAUAAAAUCAAAGUGAGAUGACAUUGGUUACCGUGUUUGUAUCGUAGCCUUGCUGUAUCGUAGCUUUUCUCAGUGACUUCAGACCAAACGCUAGUACCGACAACAAACAACUGCGUCAACACCUUUUCCGGUUUGGACUUUUCAAAGUACACAUCAAGCUUCCAAUACUCUUUCUAACGUAAUAUGUCUUUUCAAAAUAAGGGUGGCCAUUACAUUCUUUGGCGUCCUCUCGUGGUCAUUGUAUACAUAAAACGAAUAAAUGUGUUGUAAAAAGGUACAGAGGCUAUUACAUGCGUGGUCCAGCGUAAAAUUCAGUUGGAAAUCAAACGUAAAAACACAGAACUAGACAAAAAACAAUACAAUAGACCGGAGAAGAUUUACAGCUACAUCGUGGAGUGUUAUAGGUGUUUUUUAUUCAUUUCAUAUCCUUUCCAAGUAAACAUAAUGUAAAUUUUGUUAAUAGUCGUUUUAACUGCUAACAAGUUGCUAACCUCUUCAUUCCCAGGGAGGGAUUCGUUUUUAAAAAAAUUAUUUAAUCUGGUUAAAAUAAAACCCACAAGAAUAAGUUAUAUAUAUAUUUAUUUUUGUGACAAUCCUUAUGAAAUUUUGAAUGUGACGUCAUAUUUUAUGUCAGUUACAUAUCAAAGCCAAAUCUAUCAUGUUAAUAUAUCAAAGGAACCUUUAGUGUGUCAUUUUCUCAACCUACAAAUGCUAACUGUUGUGCUGCCAGACAGGGAGCUACUUCUGCAAUAAAACAUUCCUUAAGUUAUAAUCCAAGUUAGAAGACAUUUUUUAUAACAACCUUUCACUCAAUUUGUAGUAGCAGUUU
Molecule: messenger RNA, 3796 nt
Organism: Cynoglossus semilaevis (tongue sole)
Lineage: Eukaryota; Metazoa; Chordata; Actinopteri; Pleuronectiformes; Cynoglossidae
Product: homeodomain-interacting protein kinase 1-like
Exons: 8
Coding region: 251-2170 (639 amino acids)
Biological process (GO): peptidyl-serine phosphorylation; peptidyl-threonine phosphorylation
Cellular component (GO): nucleus; cytoplasm
Molecular function (GO): protein serine/threonine kinase activity; protein tyrosine kinase activity; ATP binding
Source: RefSeq, a predicted model, not a curated record